AUGACAAUCACCCUCCUCAUCACCGGCGCCACGGGCAAGCAAGAAUCCGCCGUCAUCACGAAUCUGAUAGCUCUAGACGCAGAGGUAGAGAUACUUGCCGUGACACGCAACGCACAGUCCCGACUCGCCCGGAAUAUCGCCGACAAAUCGCCCAAAAUCAAGCUCCUUGAGGGCAACCUCGAUGAUCCAGAGGGAAUCUUCCGUGCCGCGAAGAAGAUAUCUUCUGGCCCAGUAUAUGGGGUAUUCAGUGUGCAGACCCCCAGCAGUAAAAACACCGAAGAACGACAAGCUCCGUCGACCGCGGCGGCGUGA
Molecule: messenger RNA, 312 nt
Organism: Aspergillus affinis
Lineage: Eukaryota; Fungi; Ascomycota; Eurotiomycetes; Eurotiales; Aspergillaceae
Product: NmrA-like family protein
Exons: 3
Coding region: 1-312 (103 amino acids)
Source: RefSeq, a predicted model, not a curated record